AUGCAGCAGAUGAACAAGUGGCAUGAGCUGGAGGACGAUGCCUCGCGGGCCACCAUCAUCGUGCAGAAGCUGACCAGCCACAAGGAGGAGCUGCGGGAGAGCCUGCCGCGCGGCACGGAGCCCAUGCCGCGCAGCGAGCUGCACUACUGCAACGGCCUGGCGUUCACGUUUGUGCGGAAGCUGGGCGCCGGCAUCAGCUUCGAGGCGGGCCACGGCUUUGUGAUCCGAAAGAUAUACACCGGCGAGCGCCAGGGGCGCCCCACCUGGACUUGGUCCGCCCCGCUCUUCCUCACAGUCACCGCCGCGGGGCUGGGCCUGACGCUGGGGUACACAGAGAUAGACUCCAUCAUUGUACUGGACACCCCCGAGGCGGUACAGUCCUUCACCAAGAGCCAGUGGGCAGUGGACACAGACCUCACGGGCGCGGCGGGCGGCGCGGUGGGCGCGCACCUGCCCGCGACCGCCGCCAACAUGAGCAACAUGAGGGUGAGCGACAAGACCUUCACCUACUCCAUCACCAAAGGAGUCAUCCUGGAUGUGUCGAUGACGGGUCUCAACUAUGCUACUGACCCCGCCAUGAACCGGGGCUUCUACGGCGGCAACGCCUCGCCCCAGUCCAUCCUGGAUGGCGCCACGGAGCCGCCGGAGCCGAUGCAGGAGCUGUAUGCUGUGUUGGACAAGGUGCUGAACGAGUACUAUGACUCUGUGGAGGGGCAGGCAGAGCUGCAGACGCAGAUGCAGACACAGGUGGAGUAUGCCAGCGUCGGGCAGGUCAGCAUAGACGUGGCGGGGCCGGCGUCGGCGUCGGCGCCACGGGCGGAGUAUGCCAGCGUCGGGCAGGUCAGCAUAGACGUGGCGGGGCCGGCGUCGGCGGCGGCGCCACGGGCGGCGGCCGUGCCGGCGGCGGCGGCUGGCGGCGGCGGGGAGCCGCGUGCGGCGGUGGCGGACGAGGGCGGCGAGAUCUCGCCCGCGCAGGAGCAGCCGGAGCCGGCGGCAGCUGGCGAUGUGGUGCCUGCUGGCGGCGCGCCUGAGAAGGAAGAGAAGGAAGACAAAGCCGAUUGA
This is a messenger RNA of Chlorella variabilis, 1062 nucleotides long. RefSeq lists its product as hypothetical. Gene Ontology annotation, molecular function: phosphatidylinositol binding. The record is from RefSeq and is a predicted model, not a curated record. NCBI's taxonomy places the organism in Eukaryota, Viridiplantae, Chlorophyta, Trebouxiophyceae, Chlorellales, Chlorellaceae. Bases 1 to 1062 code for a protein of 353 amino acids. The transcript has 7 exons.